This is a messenger RNA of Astyanax mexicanus (Mexican tetra), 3018 nucleotides long. RefSeq lists its product as uncharacterized. The coding region runs from base 651 to 2024 and encodes 457 amino acids. The record is from RefSeq and is a predicted model, not a curated record. NCBI's taxonomy places the organism in Eukaryota, Metazoa, Chordata, Actinopteri, Characiformes, Acestrorhamphidae. The transcript is spliced from 2 exons.
CCCCAGCAGUCUGAGAUAUCCCUGCUGUGGGUGAGUUGGCUCUCUACAGAGCUCCAGUAAAAAUCACUAAAAUAAUAAAAUAAGUACUAAGUGCUAGUAUAUUUUAAUACUUAACAGCUCUAAACGACUAUAUAAUGAAUGUGCAUGUGUUAGUUACAUGGAUUAAGUCAUUUUUGUGUGCCAAUUAGCUAGCUAAUUAAGCUAGCUGAUUUAGCUAACAGGCCACAUGUCUCUGUUGCUAACAAUAGCUAACUCUGUUUAGGCUGGCUAAGCUGACCAGAAACUGAUCUGAUGUGUUAUGUGAAUGCUGAACUCGUUGCAGAAUAAAAAUACCCAUCAUCCAAACCAUGUGGUGUCCAUCCUUGGGGCGGGACGGAAUAUGAGAGGUCACAUUGGUGCCGUGACUCCGUCGUCGAUGGUCUUCAACACAAAGGUCGGCUGGUGCUGCAAGCUCAUCCUUGAAGAUCUUCAUGCCGAACCGGGACGUGUUCCGUUGCCCUCUGUCUGUGUGGAGCCAGGUGCACAGUGUUGAGAACUGUUACAACCAGUCCUUUCAUGAUUAGUGAUUCAGAGUGUAGAAUUCAGAGCCUAAUCUUUAUUUUCUUUAUCUUACUCUGGGAAUUCAUUUUACUUUACUUGUUUGUAGUGUAAUGAUGAGUUUUGCUCAGGAAAAUAUGCACACUCCCAUAAGCACAAGUGUGGGGAGAGGUAGAGGUGUUUUGGGGAUCCCUAUGAUGCUACAGUUUGAAAGUCCUGUUCAGGGUGGUGGCACAGAUGUGGGAGGUGGUCAGGUACCAGUUGGGCUUCCUUUAGUCAGUGAGAACAGGAACCCUCCUCAGCACUUUAACACUGCAGCUGCACCUAGCCCUCAGGUCGAUAGCAGUCCUUCUCUAAACCCUCUCGUACAGUCUAGCGAUCUGGUCAGUCAAAUGAGUGAUGUGAUUAAGCGUAUUGGUCAAGAACUCGCAGGCAGCAUUAUUACUCACCUUAGCCCACCACAUGCUGGUCACAUUGCUUCCCAUAGCACACCCAAUGUCAGUCAUACACAGAGUCUUGACAACUCACAAGUCCAACUUGUAUCCCACAGAAAAGUGAAAGACCCACCUAACUUCAAGGGGGAUAGCUCAGAUUCUGUAACAGUGCGUGAGUGGGAAGAUCUUAUGAGGAACUACAUAAAAAAAGUGGACAUUGCAAAAGAGCAACAAGCUGAAGAGAUACUCAUACGUCUCAGGGGUAGAGCAAAGGACAUUGUCAAGUUUGGAACAAGAAACAGUGGCAUCGAUAUAAUAAAGAAUCCAGAGUCCAUUUACAGUCUUUUGCGCAAGCACUUUGAUUCUGUCCCAUGCUCUCCACUUCCACUGGCAGACUUUUACUCCACGCUGCCCAAGGCUGACGAAGAUGCGUAUGAUUACUGGCUCAGGCUCAACCAGGCAGUUGACAUAGCUGUCGACCGACUGAAGGAACAGGGUAAGUCUUUUGACUGCCCCACUGCUGAGGUGACGCGAAUGUUCAUUAGAAACUGUCCCUCUAAAGAACUUGCUGUGACAUUUAGAUCAAAGACAAUUGACAAGUGGUCUGCUGAAGAAGUUCAAGAUGUUCUAGAUGAGUACCAUUCUGAGAUGAGUUUGAGAACAAAGGUAGCCAAAACACCUAAUGAAAGAGUGUCUAUGAACAAAGUGGAACUUUCUCAAGCAGUGAUGUCACCAGUAGAGACCCAAGACUGCCAGCCACCUAAGAACGCAGAAUCCACUGCUCUUGAACGUGUCAUUGGCAUGUUAGAAAAGAUUCUGUUGGAGAAGUCAGCUCCAGCGCAGACCAACCCAAGCUACAGAGGUAAACCACGACUGCCCAGAAUUGGUGGCUUAAACAGCAUGCCAUGCACAGUCUGUGGCGAUGCUUCACAUUCUGGCCUCACUCACUGUCGAAACCAUAAAUUGUGCUUUCAGUGUUACUCACCUGCUCACUCACGGAGCUCCUGUCCAGAGAAGAGAAAGCCUGCUCCUUCUCAGCCAUUGGAAAACUAGUGGAUCUGCAUCUAGGGGAGGACGGUGCAGAUCCUAAUUCUGACCCUCCCAGUAGCACUUCAGAUGAUUUUCAGUCAGUGUACAAGUCAUUUGCAUCUGAUGCACCUUCAGAUAAAACAGUUAUACUUCAAAAUCUGCACAAGAUUCAGAAAUCAGACAGCUUGUUCUAUACUACAGUUACUACAGCAGGAGGAGUUGUGUUAAAAGCCAUGAUUGAUAGUGGCUCCAUGGCAUGCACAUUGAGUGAGUCUGCUGAGUCAAGCCUUCUGCAGCAAAAUCCUGAUAUGGUGAAAUACUCUGCUGAUGACAUCAUAAUAUUCGGAUGUGGUGGACAAAGUGUCACUCCAAAAGCUCUUUAUAAUGUGGAAAUGACUGUGUAUGAUUGCAGGAUGCUCAUCCCAGUGCUUGUGGUCCCUGGUCAGACUGAUGACGUGAUACUGGGCAGCAAUGCCAUUAAAGCACUCAUACAGUGGAUGCGCAAGACAGAUAGCUACUGGCGGAUAAUGUCAGAGUCCAGUGUUGUCGGGGAUGAUGACUUACACCAAUUCCUUUCUCUCAUUUCUAACACUGAAAGGUGGAGAGGCGAGUCUGUACCUGAAAGAGUUGGUACAUUAAGGCUAAAGCAAUGCAUCUCAUUACAGCCGCGAUGUGAGCAUCUUGUUUGGGGCAAAUUGCCUGAGUCUGCAGCCAUAUCAGUGGGGAGCACUGUUAUUGUUGAGCCAACUCAAUCAAGGUGUAGGCCAAAAAAUGUCUUGGUUGGCAGGGUCAUCACACCAAUGUGGGGAGAUCGAUGGCUGCCUAUGAAACUUAUCAACCCCUCUAGUGAAGUCGUUGUGCUGAAAAGAAAUGCUAAACUUGCAGAUGUGUUUCCAUGCAUUGCUGUAGAGGAUCUUUCUCAACCCGAUAGCAUCCAAUCUUACUCUCAGUGUGUUCUUGACACUCCUCUGACAAGGUCUGGUGAAGAGGUGAAGAUGGUCUUGGAGAAGCUUGGACU